This is a messenger RNA of Drosophila takahashii, 1217 nucleotides long. RefSeq lists its product as uncharacterized. NCBI's taxonomy places the organism in Eukaryota, Metazoa, Arthropoda, Insecta, Diptera, Drosophilidae. The record is from RefSeq and is a predicted model, not a curated record.
CCUUAUGGCUAAGAUCAAAGUGUAGUAUCUGUUCUUAUCAGCUUAACAUCUGAUAGUUCCUCCAUUGGAGGACAACAAAUGUUAAACUGAUUUUUGGAAUCAGACGGAGUGCUAGGAGCUUGCUCCACCUCUGUCGCGGGUUGGCCCGGUAUUGCAGUACCGCCGGGAUUUCGGCCCAACUGAAUAAUAAAUAUUAGCUAUAGAAAAUAGUAUUCACUGACUUAUUUGUUUAAGUCAUUAGUUGUUUCGGAAAGUUGUCAGUCCCUAUCAAAAUUAUGUCGUGUGAAUAAGAAUAAGCCAGAUUAUUUCAUUCUCCACCAUGUCUGCGCCGUCUUCCUCUGCAAGGGUUGCUCCUCCAACCGAUGGGAAAACCCGUAGUCAAAAACGCCAGGAGAAGCGGAAGCAGCGCCUCCAGGAAAUGCAGAGUCUGCUGUACACCAAGCACUUCUCCAACUGCCGACUGCCCGUGUCGGUGGCCUCGAAUUCCGAGGAGCAUCUUCUCCAGCUGAAGCGAUUUGGCUCUCUAACGGAGCCGCCCAGCAGCCGAAGGAGUCCGCUCUUUGUGAUCCCCUCCAGCGAUUCGCCGUGGGCACGGCUCCGCCUGGUGGCCUGUCCAUGCCAGGGAUGCCGCUGCUCUCUAGAGCCCAGCGCAUUGUUGGGUCACUACUUAAGCGACCAUCUGCCCGGAAUGGGGUUCUUCGAACUCGAGAUGGGCAAGAAGGUAUCGCUAACCUGCCACAUCAGCGGCUUGGAAAGUGAGGUCAACACGCUGCUGGGCGUCUAUGGUUAUAGACGCACAGGCCUUAAUCCCCUUAAAUGCCAUCGGAACACUCAUUUGCCGGCGCAGUACCGUCACCUUUCCCAGCACAGUGCACUCAUGGUCUUCGCCUGCCGCACCACACACUCGGUGCUGUGGGAAAGAAAGAGAAUCAAGCAGGAGGUCCUGGCCAUUUGGGUGACAACACCUUUGCAGGGGGUGGCCAUCAGCCUGCGCCUGCUGGUUCAGCCGGCCAAAUCCGUGCGUUACUACUCCAAGCAGAUCAAGGCUCGACCCAUCCUGCCGUGGACGGCGAACCAGAAGUGCAGCGAGUUCAUCAAAACCGACAGCAACGUCAUAAUCAUCAGCUUUGAUGAUCUCAGACCUCUAUUGGAUAUGGAUGUUUGGCAGCAGAUGCUAACCGUCGAACUGAAGGUGGUCAGUGAAAAUAGAAUCUAAU